AUGGCCACACAGCAGUUGUGCAAGCCUUGUGACCAACAAGUCAAUCACACGGUAACAUGCCACGAGAAGACGACCACGAAAGUCGAGACGUGCCACAACAAGCACGCUCACGAGCACUCCUUCACAGACAAAGUGAAGGACAUGACUCAUAAGAUCUUUGACCACAACAAACACCCUCACAACAACAACUGCUCCACCACUGGCGUGAAAACCCAUCACCAUCACCAGGUGAAGAAGACGGAAGGGCAAGAUGGUCAUUGCCUCCCGAAAAUGUUCGACCACAACACGAAGAAGCACAAGAAGAAGAGUCGCAAGAACAAGCACGAUGGAGGAUGUAGUGACAGUGGCAGCAGCAGCAGCAGCGAUGAGAGCGACAACGAGAAAUCAUCAAAGAAUAAGUGUUAA
This is a messenger RNA of Striga hermonthica, 405 nucleotides long. The record is from the annotation of a GenBank genome assembly. NCBI's taxonomy places the organism in Eukaryota, Viridiplantae, Streptophyta, Magnoliopsida, Lamiales, Orobanchaceae.